CGCCCCUCGCGCCCCCUCCUCAGGCCCAGCGCAGGAUGCCCCCGGCCCCUGGCAGCCCCCCGGGAGGUCCUGAGCUCGACGCGCCCCCUCUACGCCAUGUCCCCCCCUGGCUCGGCCGCGGGAGAGAGCGCCGGCGGCGGCGGCGGCGGUGGCGGCUCCGGGGUCCCAGAGGAGCCCAUGGCAGCGGCGGACGAGGGCCCCGCCCGAGAGGAGCAACGACCCAUCCAGCCCUCUUUCACCAAAUCUCUCUGCCGCGAGUCCCAUUGGAAGUGCCUCCUGCUCUCGUUGCUCAUGUACGGCUGCCUGGGGGCAGUGGCUUGGUGCCACGUCACCACAGUGACCCGCCUCACCUUCAGCAGCGCCUACCAGGGCAAUAGCCUCAUGUACCAUGACAGCCCCUGCUCCAACGGCUAUGUCUACAUCCCCUUGGCUUUCCUGCUCAUGUUGUACGCGGUCUACCUGGUGGAGUGUUGGCACUGCCAAGCCCGCCACGAGCUGCAGCACCGAGUGGAUGUGAGCAGUGUUCGGGAGCGUGUCGGCCGUAUGCAGCAGGCCACCCCCUGCAUCUGGUGGAAGGCCAUCAGCUAUCACUAUGUGCGACGAACCCGGCAGGUCACCCGAUACCGCAAUGGGGAUGCCUACACUACCACCCAGGUCUACCACGAGCGUGUCAACACACACGUGGCGGAGGCCGAGUUCGACUAUGCGCGCUGUGGCGUCCGGGACGUGUCCAAGGCGCUGGUGGGGCUGGAGGGCGCUCCGGCCACGCGGCUGCGCUUCACCAAGUGCUUCAGCUUCGCCAGCGUGGAGGCGGAGAACGCAUACCUAUGCCAGCGCGCGCGCUUCUUCGCAGAGAACGAGGGCUUGGACGACUACAUGGAGGCGCGAGAGGGCAUGCAUCUUAAGAACGUGGACUUCCGCGAGUUCAUGGUGGCCUUUCCCGACCCGACCCGGCCACCCUGGUAUGCCUGCUCAUCGGCCUUCUGGGCAGCGGCGCUGCUCACGCUAUCGUGGCCGCUGCGCGUGCUGGCCGAGUACCGCACGGCGUACGCGCACUACCACGUGGAGAAGCUCUUCGGCCUGGAGGGGCCAGGCUCGGCCAGCAGCGCGGGCGGUAGCCUGAGUCCCAGCGACGAGCUGCUACCGCCGCUCACUCAUCGCCUGCCGCGGGUCAACACGGUGGACAGCACCGAGCUCGAGUGGCACAUCCGUUCCAACCAGCAGCUGGUACCCAGCUACUCGGAAGCGGUGCUCAUGGACCUGGCCGGGCUGGGCGCGCGCUGCGGCGGGGCAGGGGGCGGUGGCUACGCGCCCACGUGUCGCUACGGCGGAGUGGGUGGCCCGGGCGCGGCGGGCGUGGCCCCGUACCGGCGAAGCUGCGAGCACUGUCAGCGAGCGGUCAGCAGCUCGUCCAUCUUCUCGCGCAGUGCGCUGAGUAUCUGCGCCAGCCCGCGGGCCGGCCAGGGGCCUGGAGCCAGUGCUGGGUGCGGGGGCAGCCGCUUCUCGCUCGGUCGCCUCUACGGCUCCCGGCGCAGCUGCCUGUGGCGCAGCCGGAGCGGGAGUGUCAACGAGGCGAGCUGCCCCACGGAGCAGACGCGGCUGUCGAGCCAGGCCAGUAUGCGGGACGACGAGGACGAGGACGACGAGGAGGAGGCCGGGCCACCGCCGCCCUACCACGACGCCCUCUACUUCCCGGUCCUUAUCGUCCAUCGUCAGGAGGGGUGUCUGGGCCACAGUCACCGACCACUGCACCGCCAUGGCUCCUGCGUGGAGACCUCACUGUGACUUCCCGC
Messenger RNA from Alexandromys fortis (reed vole), 1793 nucleotides. It is a transcript of the gene Tmem151b, whose product is annotated as transmembrane protein 151B. The record is from RefSeq and is a predicted model, not a curated record. The transcript is spliced from 3 exons. The coding region runs from base 97 to 1785 and encodes 562 amino acids. Lineage: Eukaryota; Metazoa; Chordata; Mammalia; Rodentia; Cricetidae.